This is a messenger RNA of Amphibalanus amphitrite, 1788 nucleotides long. Its product is annotated as tRNA-splicing endonuclease subunit Sen34-like. The record is from RefSeq and is a predicted model, not a curated record. Gene Ontology annotation, biological process: tRNA splicing, via endonucleolytic cleavage and ligation; tRNA-type intron splice site recognition and cleavage. The transcript has 3 exons. Gene Ontology annotation, molecular function: nucleic acid binding; tRNA-intron lyase activity. Lineage: Eukaryota; Metazoa; Arthropoda; Thecostraca; Balanomorpha; Balanidae. The coding region runs from base 284 to 1549 and encodes 421 amino acids.
GGUGGGUAGGUGGGGGGGGGGGGGGUAUACCAGGUAUACCAGGUAUACCAGGUAUAACUAUAGGUGGGUAUACCUGGUGGCUGGUAUACCCACCUCAAAGCAUGGGAUAAAAAUCAUUUCACAUGAGGGCAUGUUUUUACUCACUAAAAGCCUGGAAAUGUUUGAGUAAGAUAAAAGAAUACUGGAGGCAUCCCAUCCAAGUGAUGUGCAGCUAGCUUCAGCCGCAGCAGUCAAGCAUGGUCCUCUUCACCAGGACUUGGCCCAGUCUUGCUCCCAGCGUCUCAUGGACUCUUCCAACUUAGCCCCGCCUGUGGCUGGGUCGGAGCCGGAAUGGGAUGCUUUGGAUGAUAGCGAGGCGGCCGCUGCAGACUGGUGCAGCUCGCCCGGUCCAAAACAGGACGAUGACGAAUCGUGUCCCGCACACUGGGACAAUGGUGGGGGCUUCCCUGCUGCUGAACCUCAGUCCGAUACCACAUGCCCACCAACUACAGAGCACGUCUCUGUCGGUGACUGCCCGGCGGCCGUCGAGCCCGAUUCCGCUCUGCAGCUGGAGGUAGCCAGUGGCCGCCUGGGCUACGUGUGGAGUGCUGCUGCCGCCCGCCAGCUGCGCCAGCUGGGAGUCACCGGUCAGCCGGCGGGCAGCGUGGCGCGCGCCCCGCGCCAGCCGGCCCAGCUGGGUCUGCCGCUGACCCUGCUGCCAGAGGAGAUGGACCUCCUGCAUCGGCAAGGGCUCGCUGAGCUGGUGCAGUACCCGGAGUUGCUGCGUCCGCGGUCCGCCGACCAGCGCCGCGCGCUGGCCCAGCGAGAGGCAGCCAGUGCGGCCGCCCAGCAGCGCCUCAUGACGCUCACGCGGCACAAGCAGCUGCUGGAACGCGCCGACCAGAUCGUCGAGGGCAAGUGGCGCAAGCUGGAGCGUCUGCGGGCGGCCGGGAAGCCGGCGCCGGACGUCAGCCGCGAGCAGCUGAGGUUCGAGUUCAUCGAGCAGCUGCGCGCCGACGUGCGGCCGCCGCCGGUCGGCCAGUGCCACCAGCAGCUGUACUGCGGCCACCCGCUGACGCUGCGGCCCGAGCGGGUGCCGCCGCCGCCGCCGCCGACGGCCGACCCUGCCGCGCGCACACGCCGAGCGGUCUACGCCGACCUGUGGCGGCGCGGGUACUGGCUCACAGACGGACUCAAGUUCGGCGGCCACUUCCUGGCGUACGAGGGCGACCCGCUGGUUUAUCACGCAGCGUUUGUGGUGCGAUGUGUCCAGCGGCGGCCUCACGUGCGUGAUCUGGCGGGCAUGCAGCGGCUGGCGCACGGCUGCUCGAAGACGCUGCUGAUCUCCUGGGUGGAUGAUGGGGAAGUGCGUCACGAGGCUAUCAGCCGACGACGCCGGCCGCUCAGGGAGGUGAUGUCAAGUAGGGCCGGUACCGGCGGCAGCGAGCCUCCUCAGGACCCAUGGUGGCUAGAGGUGGACGGCAGUCGGGAGUCAAAACUGGACGGCUGUGAACAAAGUGACGCGUCAAACUCUGCUACUGUGAGCCGGGAUGAAACUGAGAUCACGUGAGAGAAUGGUGUCACGGUAGAUUGAGUGGUGUCACGAUUUGUUUUUAUGCUGAUGUGUUUCUGUGGGGAGUGGCAAUAAUACCAAAGGCAAAAGUACCGCAAGUUAGUUGGGUCCACCCAGUUCCAUGGUUCACCGUUCUAAUCGAUCAGAGUAGCGGGGUACGGCGGUGAAAUCGGGAACCUGUGCGAAGGAGUGAGCAUCUGUAAACGGGUGGUAGAAAAAUGAACACCUUGCUAAAG